Messenger RNA from Lodderomyces theae, 1311 nucleotides. It is a transcript of the gene OYE32, whose product is annotated as Oye32p. Gene Ontology annotation, cellular component: intracellular anatomical structure. The record is from RefSeq and is a predicted model, not a curated record. Gene Ontology annotation, molecular function: NADPH dehydrogenase activity; FMN binding; NADP binding. NCBI's taxonomy places the organism in Eukaryota, Fungi, Ascomycota, Pichiomycetes, Serinales, Debaryomycetaceae. The coding region runs from base 1 to 1311 and encodes 436 amino acids. The transcript has a single exon.
AUGACUAUCCCAAAAGAAGUUUCACCAUCAGACGAAAUCAAAGGCGCUCCAGCUGUUCCAUACUACACACCAAACCAACCAGUUAGGGCCGGUACUUUUUACAAAGAUGAGACAAACCAAGACCAGGAACCACCUGCUCUUUUCAAACCAUUGAAAGUCGGACCACUCACAUUGCAAAAUAGAAUUGGUGUUUCACCAAUGUGCCAAUACUCUGCCAAUGAAAAAUUGGAGGCAACUCCUUACCAUUUAAUCCAUUAUGGCGCGUUAGUGACUAGAGGUCCAGGUAUAACUUUUGUCGAAAGUACUUCGGUUAGUCCAGAAGGUGGAUUAAGUCCUCAUGAUUUGGGAAUCUGGACCAAAGAACAAGCUGAAAGUUUGAAGCCAGUUGUUGAGUAUGCUCAUUCACAACAUCAAUUGAUUGCUAUCCAAUUGGGACACGGGGGUAGAAAAGCAACUGGUCAACCGCCUUUUUUGCACUUGGAACAAGUUGCCGAUGAGUCAGUUGGUGGAUGGCCCGAUAAGACUGUGGCUCCAUCGGCUGUCGCGUUUAGACCACAUGGUAAUUAUCCUGUGCCUCACGAAUUGAGCAUAAAGGAUAUCAAGAGAAUAAUCAAGGAGUUUGGUGAUGCUGCAAAGAGAGCUGUGGAAAUUAGUGGAUUUGAUGCUAUUGAAGUCCAUAGUGCUCAUGGAUAUCUCUCCAAUGAGUUUUACAGUCCUAUCUCGAACAAGAGAACUGAUGAAUAUGGUGGUAGUUACGAGAACAGAGUGAGAUUUUUGUUGGAAGUGAUUGACGAGAUCAAAAAGAAUAUUGAUAUCAACAAAACCCCCAUUUUUGUUAGAAUCUCUGCUGUUGAAAACAGUCCUGACCCAGAUGCUUGGUCAAUUGAAGAUUCCAAGAAAUUGGCUGACUUGUUGAUUGAAAAGGGCGUCAGCUUGCUCGAUGUUUCUUCCGGUGGAAAUGACUAUAGACAACCAGCAAGAGCAAACAUUGAUUCCAAGCAAAAGGAACCAAUUCAUGUACCAUUUGCCCGUGCAUUGAAGCAACAUGUUGGUGACAAAUUGGUUGUUAGCUGUGUCGGUGGGUUGGACAAGGAUCCUCAGCAAUUGAACCGUUUUGUUGAAGAAGGUGCAUUUGAUGUCGCAUUGAUUGCUAGAGGGUUCUUGAGAAACCCUGGUUUGGUUUGGAGUAUAGCCGAUACAUUAGGAGUCAGAUUACACCAAGCAUUGCAAUUGGCUUGGGGAUUCUGGCCAAACAAGCAACAAAUUGUCGACUUGAUUGUUAGAACUGAAAAGCUAAGCGCAAAGGCUUAA